Molecule: messenger RNA, 8820 nt
Organism: Loxodonta africana (African savanna elephant)
Lineage: Eukaryota; Metazoa; Chordata; Mammalia; Proboscidea; Elephantidae
Gene: CENPK
Product: centromere protein K
Exons: 10
Coding region: 252-1067 (271 amino acids)
Biological process (GO): mitotic sister chromatid segregation; kinetochore assembly
Cellular component (GO): nucleus
Source: RefSeq, a predicted model, not a curated record
ACCUUCCUCCGCCAUGUUGUCCGAGUUGUCAGAAUACGCGCGACACUCGCAGUUCCGUUACCAACCUCAAAGCGGCGGCGCAGCCUUUUCGUAAGCGGCCCAGCGAGCUUCGGGAUUGGCUGGAGCAGCAGCAGCAGAUCCAAUCAGGAAGCAGCGCGCGCACAAGCUCUGGGCCUGGCAACGCUGACCCUCCACGGCUGAGGAGACCUGGAGUCGGUGGCUCUGUCACGGCUAAGAAAAUCAGAAAGCGCAUGUCAAUGAAUCAGCAAGAUCUAGAUCCAGUUAAUACCACAGACGUGGACCAGGUUACAGAUGCUGAAAAAAAACUUAUUAAAGAAUGUGAAGAAAUAUGGAAGGAUAUGGAAGAAUGCCAGAAUAAAUUAUCACUCGUUGGAACGGAGACACUUACCAAUUCAAAUGCUCAGCUAUCAUUAUUAAUUAUGCAAGCAAAAUAUUUGGCUGCUGAACUUAGUCAAUGGCAGAAAGAAACUCCCAAAAUUACACCCCUGAAUGAAGAUGUUCUAGCAACAUUAGCAAAAGAAAAGUUCCAAAAAUUGAGACAUGAUCUGGAAAUGGUACUGUCUACUAUGCAGUCAAAGAAUGAAAAGUUAAAGGAAGACUUGAAAAGGGAGCAACAGUGGUUGGAUGAACAAGAACAGAUACUGGAAUCUCUUAAUAGAGUAUACAAUGAACUGAAAAACCAGGUUGUACCAUUUUCUGAAUCAAGAAUCUUUAAUGAGCUGAAAACUAAAAUGGUUAAUAUAAAAGAAUAUAAGGAGAAGCUUUUGUUUACCUUGGGUGAUUUUCUUGAAGACCAUUUUCCUCUGCCUGAUGGAGAAGUUAAAAAGAAAAAGAAAAACAUUCAAGAACCAACUGCACAGCUGGUAACACUGCAUGAAAUGUUAGAGAUUCUUAUAAAUAGAUUAUUUGAUGUUCCGCAUGAUCCGUAUGUCAAAAUUAGUGAUUCCUUUUGGCCACCUUAUAUUGAGCUGCUGCUGCGUAACGGAAUUGCCUUGAGACAUUCAGAAGAUCCAAACCGAAUAAGAUUAGAAGCCUUUCAUCAGUAAAAGGAUGUAAUCCUUUUCAUGCAGUCUUAAAAUACCUUGUCAUUCAAGGAUGAUGGAAACACUGAGGACUAUUUGGAUAAAAAAUGUUAUUUGCAAAUCAAAGUACAUAGUCCAUCUUCCUUAUAUCCUUAAAUGACACCUGCUGUUACCUGUUCAUUUUAAAAUUGUCCUUUCUCAUUCAGUCAGUGCUUCUGUGUUUUAAACUGUGUGGACAAAAAUGCAGAUAAAAAUUAUUCUAUACUUAACUGCUAUAAAACAUUUAAUGCACCUUAUCUCACACAAUAUUCUUUGAAAGAUUCUUUGUUAAUUUGUGAUAUUGCUAAUGUAAUUCUUCAUAAAUUUUUAAGUUUCUUAUGCAUUUUGAAUUCCAUUUGGUACUUAACUCCUUUGUGUAUAGGAAAUCUAAUGGAAAGGUUGUUUAAUUUGCAGAUGGUUUUAAAGUUCAAGUAGUAUUUGACAUAGAAGGUAGAAUACUUUUAAAAUAUUUAACAAAUCUGUUUCAUUUAUACUGCCUUAUUUGUAGAUUUGUUAAAAAUUGGAACAUCAAAAAACCAAUGGACAAAGCUAGCAAAAUAUAUUUUAAUGUAUAUUAUUUACUAAGUGAUAUUAUAUAUUUAACCACUCGAUUCUGCUAAUUAUCACCAACAAAAUUGUGUUUAUAACAUUUUGUUAAUCCUUUGUGAAUUUUCUGUAAAUAAAAUUCUCUCAUCUAAAGACUCUUUUUAGUGAUAUGGCACCAUAUUUUUAUUCACAGAAGACUUUUUCACAAAUAGAGAAAUUAAGCUACUAUAGAACUCAUUCAGGAUUGAGUCCUUUUAGGGGAAGAUGACAUGUAAAGUACCUUCUUAGAAUACUCCUGUUGGGAGUUCAAAGAAUGAGUAAGUUCUAUUUCUUGAAGUUACAAGAGGCAAGAUGUAGUUAUGGUAGUGUGAGCCUGACAAUAAUUCUUCAAAGCCAGGGAACUCCUCUGUGUUCCAAAUUACAGAAAAGAAUGGAUAACGGCAGUAAACAGCUUGGUGAUUUAUCUAGCAAGUCUUUAUGUUUUACUGGUAAAUCUACUUAUUAAGAUAGUUUUUUUACAGGAUCUUGUAUAAAAGGAGUGCUGGUGAUGCAGUGGUUAAAGUGCUUAGCUGCUAACCAGAGGGUCAGUGGUUUGAACCCACCAGCCACCCCACAGGAGAAAGACGUGGCAGUCUGCUUCCAUGAAGAUUUCAGCCUUGGAAACCCGAUGGAGCGGUUCUACCCUGCCCUGUGGGGUCGAUAUGAGUCGGAAUUGACGGCAACAGGUUUAUCUUGUAAAAGGCUGUAAAGGAACUACGAUUGUAUCCUACUUUAAUUCAUUAACCUAGUCUUCUUACAUAGAAAGAUUGCUUGCCCACUUUUGAUCUUAGAUAUAAACAAAGUAAAUUAUAGUAGAAUUAGUUAGUCUUGAUUUGUAGCCCAUCUAAACUUAGAACUCUUAAAGCCUUUUGUGGUUUUGAGUAUGUUUGAGAAAAUGUUUCCAGUGCUAAGAAACUAUAUCUGUCUUCAGUUUUUAUUGAUUUAAGAAAAUCAGUGAAAUUUAUUUAGAUUUAGAAUUUGUUUUUAUAUUAUUGACUCUCAAAACAUGAUAAUGCAAAAUAUCUAAAAAUAAUACCAUAUUCUAGAUUUCCCAUACCAGAUGGUGAUAGUAAUAUAAAACAGAAAUUUAAUAAGAACAUAAAUUUAUUUUAGUCUAUCACAGAUAUAUUUAACUUUGUUAUUAAUACGUAGGACUAUAUUGAUUUGGGGAAACUAAAUCUCUGUUUAGUUGGAAAUUCAACCUAGUUGAAUAAGACCCUGUUAAGUCUUAUCCUGUGUUUUAUUUAUUUGACAUCUAUAUUAACAUUCCUGUAUCCUUAUUUUCCUUAGUUUACUUUUUUGUUAUUUAGUUUGCUUUUAGUUUACUUUUUUGUUGCAUUUACCAAGAGUUAUAUUUUUCAAUUCUAUACAACUUCUUACCUCAACUUAAUUUUCUGAAAUUUCAACUUAAUGAUUAUUAAUAACAACUACUAAUAAUAACUGCAUCAGAAAUAGUAAAUGAAAUGACCUAUUGCCUUUUUAGUGUUUAUUAGUCAAAACAUUAAAAAUAUAUAAUUUUUAUGCUAGCAGUGCCCACUCAUAGACUUAUCUAUAAAGUGUUUUUUCCUAAAAGUUUCUAUGUAUUUAUCAAUAUGCUGCCAGUUGUCAAAUGCAACAUACCAAAUACUUUAUGAUUAUUGUUACAUUGUACAACAUGUUGACUCAGAAAUGACAUCAAUUAGUAAAGUGAAAAUUAUAUGCUAUUAGCUUAUUUUUAGUAUUUUUUUCUAGUUGUUUGUCUUUCAACCUAGUUUGAGUUGCAUUUCCCUUUUUACAGUAUGUAGAGCUUUUAAUCUUUAAUUAAUUUUUAAUUACACAUGUGCUGCAUGAAUGUAUUCUUUUUUGAAAAAUUAUGACAGUAUAAAUAAAUUUAAAGCCUCCUUUGACCACAUUUCCAAUCUGGAUCUCACUUAUCAUGAGGUAACAUUUUUUGACCACAUUUCCAAUCUGGAUCUCACUUAUCAUGAGGUAACUAGUGUUUGAUACAUGCUAGUAUUUUUCAUAUAAUAUGAUCAUGCUGUCCUAUGUCCUACUGUUUGACUGUGUCCAGAGUGGAAUAACAUCCAUUGUAACGCAUCUUGCUUUGUACUAAUCACAGAACCAACUUACAUGAUGGUGAAUUCUUACAAAUCUGCUCACUAUCCCCGUGUAAAAUUUCUACAUCACAAUUUUUAGUUUAGUGUUAAUGCAGUCUUUAGUAUAACAACAUAAUUUAGUGGCUCAGUGGUUAAGAGCAUGGCUGCUAACCAAAAAGUCAGCCUUUCAAAUCUACCAGCCACUCCUUGGAAACCCUAUGGGAUAGCUCUACUCUGUCCUAAAGGGUCACUAUGAGUCGGAAUCAACUCAAGGGCAGUGGGUUUGGUUUAGUUCAACUGUAUUUAUUUUUUGGAAAGAUAAUUUUGGUUUAACUUAAUUUUCAAAUUGUCCCUUAAUUUUUCUAAAUAAUAAAAGAUUGUUCCAACCACAGAAGUGCUCUAUUCUUUGACACAAUACAAGAAGCAACGUUUGUUACCCAUUUCCAUAUAUACUUGGGGCAUGUAGAAAUCAGAGCAAGAGUGCUGGCAGGAAUAUGUGAAAGAGUCAUGGAUAAUUCAUAUGCCCAAGUUUACUAACAUAAUGUGAUGGGAGGAAAAUGCUUACUUUCUCUUGAAUGCUUUGGUUAAUGACCUGUAAUAAGUUUGUUUUUUUUUUUUUGUUUGAUCAUUAUCACUCAAAGAAGUACUAAAUUCAUUUCUAGUUGGUAACUGGUUGGGGUACCUAUUAUAAAGAUGGAGAGAGAAGAAUCUUGAGUCUUAGUAAUUUUGUUUUCUUGGUUUUUGCCGUUCCUGCUGUCUGUUAAAAAACAUGCCUAAAACGUUAAGUCUCUGUGUCCUGUAUUAAUUGUACUGUGGACUACUAGGCCACAUUCACUGUCAAAUAAUAGGAUUAUGAAUUAUCUAAAGAGAAUAUAAUUUAGUUUAUGGACAUUCAUCUGUAUCAUUUCAAAAGGGGCCUUAAAUACAGAGGGAUAUUUUCAUCCAGAAUUAGUCAAGAUUGUUGCUUUUAAGUUAAGAACAAAUAUCAAAGUAAAAAUCCCUUCCAGUGCCAUGAGUUAGGAUACAUACAAUGAGCAACACUGUUUUAGAAUUUUGUCCUCUGUACCUGGCUUACUCUCAAAUAUAAUCAACCCUGUUCUGUGUACCAGAAGCCAAGUUGGUAUAACAUAGUCCAGACCUACUUGUACCUCCUUAUUUUCCACUCUUCCUUAAUAAAUACCUUUGGUUCUAAUCAUAAUGACUUCUUUGAACCAUGAGGUUGCUAUGCUUAUGGUUGCCACCAUUGCUUAGCCUUCAAUUAGAACGUACAUCUCUCUUUCCUCUCUCUGUUCAAAAUAUACUUAUUUUUAAAGCCCUGUGUCCCUAAUCUCUCUGGAACCUUCCCUGAUUACUCUGAUUUUCUUUCACCUUCCCUGAACUCCUGCAGCUUUUUGUCUGCGUCACAUAAUAUAUCAAUUUCUUCUUUAUUUUGUAUAAUGAGGGAUGCAGAAAGUGAGGUCUUGGAGAGCCAUAUAAUGCUUUUCUAGCGAGUUUUGACUUGUUUCUGUAAGCCAGGACUUCUUCCUAAUGCAUCUGUAUCCAUUGUCACUGUUAAGGGAUGGUGAGAUAUCAACAUUAAAUAGAGUACUUACAAAUAUAAGGUAGAUGUAGCAAUACUGAAAGGAGGAGAAAUAAAAAAGCAUUAAAUGUGACCACAGCAAAAACUAGAAACCCUGUAAGGUGCCAGGAGUUUGCUAGACUGGUAGAGAAGGGUGCCAUUAAACUAGGAAUCAUGUAAAACACUAUAAUAUUAUGAAAGAGAACAAGAAGAAAGUAAAAUCCACAUCAAAUAAUAACAAGAAAUUAGGAACUGAAAUUUCACACAAAUCAGCUGAAGAAAAUCCCUCCUCUUCAACCAUUAAACAGAAGAAAAUGUAGUUCUACACUCCAAAUACAAUUAAAUGUAUUCAAGAAAGCAUUUGAGGAUUUGAAAACCCACAUUGAAUUAGAAAUUUAACACUAAGAACAAAUGGAGAAAAUAAAAGAUUAAAUUCAGGAAUGACAUGGAAGACAAAGACAAAUUAUCUCAGAAAUACAGAGUGAAUUACAAGAUGUCCAAUAGAGAGUAGACUCAAAUAAAAAAUUAUAAGAGGCAUUAAAAAGGCAGGAAAACAACGAAGAGUAUGAAAAAGACGUAAAGAAGUAGAAGAGUUAGAAACAGUGGAAAUGGAAGUCAGGCAAAAAAGGGGUAAUAUCUGUAUUAUUGGAGUUCCUGAGAAAGAAAACAAUAGAAAAGAACUAAUAUUUAAAAUUAUAAUCAAGAAAUAGAAAAAUACCUGAACUUAUACCUCGAAAGGACUCAGUGGAUAAAUGGGAGGCUAUACCCAUAAUUAUCAAUUCCAGUACAUAUUGUAGUAAAACAGAUUUCAAAGAAAAAUAUCUGCAAAGCUUCCUGGUAAAAAUAAAAGAUCAAAUAACUUACUAAAACAAAAGAAUUAGAUUUGUGUCAGACUUUUCAAAACCAACAUACAAAACAAGGCAGCAAUUGAGCAAUUUUUGUUUUUUCUUUAAACUUAAGGAACACAUGAACUAAAGGUAUUCUACCCAACCAAGUUACCCUUCAAAUAUCAAAGUUUUAGAAAAACAGUUUACAAUAUACAAGAAUUCUAUAUCCAACAACUCUUCUUGGGGAAUUUUACAGGAUGAGCUUUAUCAAACUAAAUGAUGAUUGUAAAAUUCAGCAAAAGGACUGAUGGGGAGCUUUUAAAAACAUACAAGCAUACAUAUAAAAACUAAAUCAAAGGUGAGUAUGACCAUGGAGGACUAAAUGUACAAAUGCUAUAUAUUGUGACAAAUUAUAAUUCUUUAAAAUGAGGAAAGGGAGAAAGCAAAAUAGGAAAAGCUUGUCAUAUAGACACUAGGUUAGUGUUACAAGGACACCAAACAAAAGCUGGUAAACCAGAUAGUAAAAAGUCAAAUAAGAGAAAAAGUAUAAGUAAAAAAAGUAAUCACUAGAACCAAAAUGCAAACCUUCCCAGAUACCAGAAAAUUUUUCAAUAAAAGAACAGGAAAUACGUAUUUCAUAGAGAGACAUAGCAAGUAUAAAAAAUGCACAUAAUUAUAAAAUAUGAUGAUGUCUGGGAAGAACUCCAACCUCAGAGGAUGGCAAGGAGUAUACCUGUCACAGCUUUGUAAGUGCUGAAAGUAGAUAAGAUUUAAUAAAUCGGAGCAAGACAGUUGUUACAGCACUGCAAACUCCAAGUCCCAUUGAGCAACAUGAUGGGCACAGAUGGAGGUUACACAUGCAGUGGGUUUUGCCACAGAUAAGAAAGCCAGGACCAAAGAAGACUCAGCACCUUUUUAGCAAGCAUCAAACAAGCCAGGCCAAUUAUUGGGGAGGAAGCAUUUAUGUAGUAGUCACACUGUGGUUUCCUUAAGACCAGAAGACCAGAUAGUCAUGCUUGCCUAUGUGACUUGGCCUUAGAAACUAUUCAGUAUCAGGGGAUGGGUAAGCCUUAUAGUUCUUUACUCAGCAAGAGCGUACAGGGAUGUUCAGGGUCCUCCUAUUCUAGACCAAACCUAUUAGUCAAAACAAUGAGAAUGGGGCUUAACUCACAAAGCAAAACUGAACUGGAGUCUAAACACCUAAAACAGUGAUUUGGAAAGGUGAAAAACAAAGAGAAAAAAAAAAAAAGCUUAUGAAGCAAAUGAAAAUAGCGGGGAUAGAAAACGUCAUACCAAACAAAGUAAGAUGCAAGCUGAAAUGGAUAAAAUUGACAAGGAUACUUUUUAUGCUAAAAGCUACAAUCCACAAUGAAGAUAAGAAUAUUUAUGUACUAUGUAACACAGUAACCACCUGUGGGAAGCAAAAACUACAGGAGAUGCAAGGAGACACAGAAACUCAAUAGCAGAGUUCAACACACCAGUCUUGUUACAAGACAGAUUAAAUGGACAAAAAAUAAGGAGAACUAAGCAACACAUCAACAUGGUAGAUAUUAUGGAUAUAUAUCAAGCUUUCCAUCAUAAGAAUAGAGAAUACAUGAGUCCUACAGUACAUUCACAAAAAUCAAUCAUGUUUUAUGUCAUAAAACAUUAGUAAUUCAGUAAAUUAGAAUUAUUACAAACAUUGAUUACAAACAUUAAAACUAGAAAUUACUAACAGAAAGCAGAAAGGCCCUUCCAUUUGGAAAUUAAAAACCCUCCUAUUUAAAAAUUCCUUGGUGAAGGAGAAAAUACAAAUUAUAGGAUUUACAAACAAUGUAUUGACAAAACACCAUAUCAGAAUCUAUGAAAAGGAUCUAAAGUGUCGAUCAGAGGAAAAUUCACUGCAGUAAAUACUUUUAUCGAUAAAAGUGAACAAAUAAGAAUGAAUUAAGUUCCCAGCUCAAAAAACUAGAAAAAAAUCUACAAAGUGUACCAAAACCAAACCAAGUACAAAGAAGGAAAUAAUGAAGAUAAAAGCAGAAAUUAAUGAGGAAGAGAGAUAAAAACCCAUAGACCUAAUUAGUAAAUAAAAAUGACAACGUAGGGAUAGCCAUUGAAACAAGAAAAAAUUUUAAAGUCAUACUAUUUUGCAGAACUCUAUGCAAAUAAAUUUGAAAAUUAAAUGAAAAGGAUAAUUUUCUAGGGAAUAACAGAUUACCAGAAUUUACACCAUCUGAGUUUGAAAGCUUAAACUGAACAAUUUCCAUAGAAGAAAUAGAGACAGUUAUGAAGGAAUUACCCCACAGAAACACACCAGGCUCCGAUGAUUUCAAAGGGUAAUUCUACCACACAUUCAAAGACCAGACAGUCACACUGCUUUAUAAAUUAUUCCAGAGCAUUGAAAAUGAAGGAAAACUCCCUAAUUUAUAAAGCAACUGUAACACUGUCUCCUAAAUCAGGUAAAGACAGUACUAAGAAAAUCAUAGAUCAAUAUCAUUUGUAAAUAUGGAUGGGAAAAUUAUAAAACAUUAGCAAACAAAAUCCAACACCACAUUAAGAAAAUAAUGUACCAUGACCAAGGGAUAUUUAUUCUAGGAAUGCAAAGAAGGUUCAAUAUUAGAAAAUCCAUUAUUAAACACAAUACUAAUAAAUAUAAGGUAAAAAUUAUGUGAUCGUCUCCAUAGAUGCUAAAAAAGACUUUGUCAAAAUUUAAC